AUGGCGAGGCGUCUUUCCCAGUCAAUCACGGACCCUCUUGUUUCAGUGUCGAACAAACGCAUGUCCCAAUCGUUCAUUAUGGAACCCUCAACUUCGGUUCUUGUCGACGAGCCAGAUAACGUCCAGGAAUGGGUGCAAGAUUGGCGAAAUGUUCUUGCAAAGGAUCUCAUUGAAGCGCGUAUUGUAGAGAUUGACGCGGACGCAACUGUCGAGGAUGCAUGCGAGUUAUUGCUCUCAGAAAAAAGCGAGUGUCUUGCGGUCAGAGCAUCCAAGGACGAGUUGAUCACGGGUCUCUUCGACUUUGCAGACGUGAACGCCUUUCUGACUCUCGCUGCCACACGGCCUGCUCUUUUACGUGACGAAGACAAUCCACGUGUGGAUGCGAUAGUCUCUGCUGCUCGUGCAGGUCGGGUCCCAGUUCAUCUGGUUAGCAAUUUGUCCGAGAAAAACCCUCUUGAAUCAGUCCCGUCAUCGGCGACUAUAAUUUCGUUGCUCCAAGUAUUUUCUCGCGGCGCGCACCGUGUGCUGGUCUGCUCUGACGAAUCCUCUUCUUCCUCGUUCCUCGGGAUUGUUUCUGACAAACGCCUCCUCACAUGGUUCUCUGAAUAUGAACCUGUAGCAAACUUCCUCGCGACUCCUUUAUCUAUGCUGCAACUCCCAUCAUUGCAUCUAUUUUCUAUGGUCGUAACAGCAACGAGCAACUCAACCGUACUGGACGCGAUGCGGCUCAUGAGCGAAGAAGGGGUCAGCAGCGUUGCGGUGCUUGACAUCGAAACAAGCGUGCUGCUCAGUGCUGUGAGCGUAACAGAUGUCGGUCGCAUCGUUGUGCCCUCCCAGAGCAAUCAGAUAUUGAGCACGCCGCUGCAACAAUUCGUCGCACUCAUCAAGGCACCCCAUGGCUCGACCGAUGGAGCUGACCGCUAUCCCGUUUACGCUGUCUCUCCCCAAUCUCUUCUUUCAUAUACUAUCCAGAAACUCUUGGCUACCAAUUCUCAUCGCCUCUUUAUUACCCGUGACACCAGCGGCUCAGCCUCCCCAAUAAUCACCUCCACGCGCCUUACAGGAAACCUGAGUGGAAUCGUAUCCAUCGUUGACAGUCCUCCUCUCUGUAUUCGCGCGAAUGGCCAAUCUAGACGUCGACCCCGCGCGGAUGCAACGUCAUCGGAGGACGUCGUCGGCCUCGUCCCAUUCGCAGCGGUCUGCCUCACGAUCUAGCAGUCGAAGCGGGGUUAGACUUGGUCUCAGAACAAAUAGCAUUGGCUCACAGUGA
Messenger RNA from Mycena indigotica, 1270 nucleotides. RefSeq lists its product as uncharacterized. The coding region runs from base 1 to 1215 and encodes 404 amino acids. The transcript has 7 exons. Gene Ontology annotation, molecular function: protein serine/threonine phosphatase inhibitor activity. The record is from RefSeq and is a predicted model, not a curated record. NCBI's taxonomy places the organism in Eukaryota, Fungi, Basidiomycota, Agaricomycetes, Agaricales, Mycenaceae.